Molecule: messenger RNA, 1750 nt
Organism: Erigeron canadensis
Lineage: Eukaryota; Viridiplantae; Streptophyta; Magnoliopsida; Asterales; Asteraceae
Product: serine decarboxylase
Exons: 6
Coding region: 111-1547 (478 amino acids)
Biological process (GO): carboxylic acid metabolic process
Molecular function (GO): carboxy-lyase activity; pyridoxal phosphate binding
Source: RefSeq, a predicted model, not a curated record
CGAAAUCACACCUCUUUGGUUAUCCCCGUAACCACAUUCACCAAGCAGCUCAUCCCAUUUCCUAUCAAACACUCUAGCCGCCUUAGAAAUAAUUGAAAAAAGAGUAGCAAAUGGCUGGAAGUAUUGACAUGAUGUUACAUGGUCUUAACCUUGAAACUGUUGAAUCUUUGCCUGAGGAUUUUGAUCCAACAACUGUGAUUAAUGAUCCUUUACCGCCUAUUGUGGAUGGUGGGAAAUCGGCUAAUGCGAAGGAACAACCUAGGGAGAUUGUUUUGGGAAGGAAUGUGCAUACUACUUGUCUUGAGGUAACCGAACCAGAUGCUGACGAUGAGGUUACCGGUGAACGAGAAGCUUAUAUGGCUAGUGUGCUGGCUAGAUAUCGAAAGUCCUUGCUCGAAAGGACCAAACAUCAUUUAGGCUAUCCUUAUAAUCUGGACUUCGACUAUGGUGCGUUAUCUCAAUUACAACAUUUCUCCAUAAACAACCUUGGUGACCCAUUUAUCGAGAGCAAUUAUGGUGUACAUUCCAGGCAGUUUGAGGUUGGUGUUUUGGAUUGGUUUGCCCGUUUGUGGGAGUUAGAAAAGAACGAAUACUGGGGUUACAUUACAAAUUGUGGAACAGAGGGAAAUCUUCAUGGCAUAUUAGUCGGGAGAGAAGUCUUUCCUGAUGGGAUUUUGUAUGCUUCUUGUGAAUCACAUUAUUCCAUAUUUAAAGCAGCAAGAAUGUACCGAAUGGACUGUGAAAAGGUCAACACUCUCAUGUCUGGGGAGAUUGAUUGUGAAGAUUUUAAAGCUAAACUCAGUCUUCACAAAGAUAAACCAGCAAUCAUCAACGUGAAUAUAGGAACAACUGUGAAAGGAGCUGUUGAUGAUCUUGAUUUGGUUAUAAAAACCCUUGAAGAAUCAGGAUUCACACAUGACCGAUUCUAUAUCCAUUGUGACGGGGCUUUGUUUGGUCUAAUGAUGCCUUUUGUUAAACUUGCACCAAAAGUUUCUUUCAAGAAACCCAUUGGAAGUGUCAGUGUUUCGGGUCAUAAAUUUGUCGGCUGUCCAAUGCCUUGUGGUGUUCAAAUAACAAGAUUGGAGCAUAUUAACGCGCUUUCAAGAAACGUUGAAUACCUUGCCUCUAGAGAUGCAACAAUCAUGGGAAGUCGUAAUGGACAUGCCCCAUUAUUCCUUUGGUACACCUUAAAUCGAAAAGGGUACCGUGGGUUUCAAAAAGAGGUCCAAAAAUGCCUCAGAAACGCUCACUACCUAAAGGGUCGUCUAACAAGUGCCGGGAUUGGGGCCAUGCUUAAUGAACUAAGCAGUACAGUUGUUUUUGAGCGCCCACAAGAUGAGGAAUUCACACGCAAAUGGCAGCUUGCAUGCCAAGGGAACAUUGCACAUGUUGUCGUCAUGCCCAAUAUAAACAUCGACAAACUGGAUGAUUUUGUGAACGAACUCAUUGAAAAACGUGCUGUUUGGUAUGAAAACGGGAAGCUUCAGGCACCUUGUGUUGCAUCCGAGAUCGGUAACUCUAACUGCCUGUGUGUGCUGCACAAGUGACUUAAAAGCACUUGACACGAAGUUAUUAGUUUGCUGUUUGGCAAUGGUGUUAGUUGUUGUACUGUAUCUUUAUGAUGAUUAUUGUCAUAUUGUGUUAGACUUUGGAGCCAGACACAAGGCUUUGCUGUGUCUCGCAUUAUGAUUAAACUUUUGUAUCAGUAGUGUUUGAAGUUGUGAUAAUUAAACCAAGUUUCUUUAUGCUA